GUCAUUUUGGGCGUUCAACCCACCAGCAAACGUACACACUCCUCCAUCAAGCAAAGUACGAUGGCAGACUUAUCUGGCGCGCCUGUGCAGUUGAUCCGCGUGGACCCUGAUGGAUCAUUCCACGUCGAGGAGGCUGCCGUCAAGAAGCUGGAGAAGAUCAAGGGAAAGAUUGCCGUCGUAGCUGUCGCGGGGUUGUACCGGACGGGCAAAUCCUUUCUCCUCAACCUGCUCGUAAACAAGCAGACAGCCACGGCGACCGCCAACGUCAACACUGGGUUCGCUGUGGGGGGUACUAUCAACGCAUGCACCAAGGGCAUCUGGAUGUGGGGCGAGCCAUUCGUGUUGGACAACGGCACGUCCGUGAUCUUUCUCGACACGGAAGGCAUUGGUUCCGUGGACCGAGAACAGACGCACGACACGCGGCUGUUCGCGCUGGCGCUGCUUCUCGGGUCGUACUUUGUCUACAACAGCCGCGGCGUCAUUGACGGCAACGCCAUUGAAGACUUGAGUCUCGUCGUGAACUUGAGCAAGCACAUUCAAACUUCGUCGGCGUCGGGGCACGGCCAAUCCUCCAGCGCGCUCCACGAGUACUUUCCGUCGUUUCUGUGGGUCGUACGCGAUUUUACCUUGCAGUUGCAGGACCAGGGCAAGGAAAUCACGUCGAAACAGUACCUUGAAAACGCCCUCAAACCCCAGGGCGGCUUCUCGGCAGAUGUGGCCGGCCGUGAUCAAAUCCGCAUGCUUCUAUCCGAUUUCUUCCGCGAGCGCGACUGCGUGACCCUAGUCCGCCCCGUAGAAGACGAAGCCCAACUGCGCAACUUGCCCAACAUCCCCUACGGCGACCUCCGCGGCGAAUUCCGGUCCAAGUUUGAAGCGAUGAAAACGCGCCUCUUUGACAAGGCCGCCCCCAAAAGCCUCUACGGCAAAGCCUUGAACGGCGCCAUGUUUACCAACCUCGCCAAGUCGUACGUGGAAGCCCUCAACAGCGGCAAGGCGCCCGUGAUUUCAAGCGCAUGGACGCGUGUGGUGCAAGCGCAAUGCGAAGACGCCGUGGACGACGCCGUGGCCGCGUUCAAGAAGCACAUGAACGCCCGCGUCGCCGACUACGUGGACGGCAAAGAGCAGUUUGCCGAUCGCUUUGAGGGGCUGCUCACCAGCGCAACACAAGUCGCCGCGGACGCCCAAGUCGUCAACGCCGGCGCUGGCACGGCGCAAUUCGACGAGUUUGGCAACUUGAAGAAAUUCGUGCCCGGGGGCAUGGUCCCGUCCCCGAAAGCGGUGGACGUCGACGUGGUGGUGGCGGCUCCAGCCAAGAAGGACAAGCCGGAGCUGCAGCAUGUGACGCUGCCCGUGUCCGCGGCUGACCUCGAAGCCAUCUACGACCUGUGCGACAAACUCGCCGACCGCACGUUGCGCGCCGCCGACAUUGGCGACCAGCCAGACAUGCAACCGUUCCGGGCUUCGUUCCGGACGUCGGCGCAAGCUGUGUUUGACGUGUAUCGGCAAAAGAACGCGGCGGCCUCCAUGGUGUACUGCAAGCACCUUCUCUCGUUUUUGAGUGAUAAAAAGUUCAACUCGUUCACCACGUCCACGCUGGGCCCGCUCGAGUACCACCAGCGCACGCUGCACUACCUGGAUGACCUCAAGGACCUGCACGCCGACUACGUCAAGCUGGCCAUGGGUCCGUCUGCGGACGCUGCGUAUUGCCAGUACAUGAGCCAAAGCGUGUUCAACCAAGUGAUGGAGUGGACAGAAGACACGACUCGAGCGCACGCCGCCCAUUUGAACACGUUGCAAGUACAGUUGCCAUCCCAACAACAACCGAAUCCUCCUCAACUCUCUGGUCCAAACCAAGUGUCGGAAAGGUCUCAUGUGGUUGAUGUAGGCACACGUGAACGCGACGGGGCUCCAAGUGGCGUCGGCGCAAGGCCAGGCGACGGCCAUGAAGGAACUCGCGGCCCAGGAAGUGCAAAAGUGCGACUUGACCCUCAAAGAAGCCGAACGAAAGUCCAAGAGCGACAUUGACGCGUUGCGAGCAUCUCUCGAGUACAAGACGCAUGAACUGGAGCAUGUGCUCAACCACAAUGCGACCUUGCGUCGGCUCGCGGACACGGCGCAACAAGGCAAUGUGCGCGUGAACGAAGUCGCGACCAACAAAAGUCCUCAGUUUUUCGCUGGCUACUUGAUCAAGCAAGGCGCGGUGACGUCGUCGGGGCAGCGAUCCAAGUGGCAGCAGCGCUACUUUGUCCUGACCGGCGCGGCACUUCGGUACUUGACGGCAGAAGGGGCUGCCAUAGUGUAAAUGUGCUGGUUAAUAGGUACUACAACACCAAGGACGACUUUGAACGAUCGCGCAGUGACGAUCCCCCCAUCGACGUCGGGCGCGCCGUGAUUGAAGAAGACCGUGACGUGGCGGAAGCGUUUUCGAUUGCGUUCCCCGAUCACUCGCACGACACUCUGUUUUUACACGCCAAGUCGCCGGCCGUCAAAGCCGACUGGAUCGAACAUCUUCUCAAAGUGCGCCGCAGCGCCGCGCCCCCGACGCGACCCAUGGCCAGCGCUAACAACGGCGGCGGUCACUAUCAGUUUUAGGCACUUGAUACUUUGGCGGUCUCGCAGUUGAAUACUACUAGUACUUUUCUUGUGGUUUUGCUCAAUAUCGUCAACGUACAGUAAGUACACUUCGAAGGAC
Aphanomyces astaci is the source of this 2692-nucleotide messenger RNA. RefSeq lists its product as hypothetical. The record is from RefSeq and is a predicted model, not a curated record. The transcript is spliced from 8 exons. The coding region runs from base 61 to 2025 and encodes 654 amino acids. Lineage: Eukaryota; Oomycota; Saprolegniomycetes; Saprolegniales; Verrucalvaceae. Gene Ontology annotation, molecular function: GTPase activity; GTP binding.